AAGACGUGUCGCGGGCUUGCUGGGGAUCACCCGCAUGGCGUCGGCGCGUAGCGGGAGAUAGAGCCCUUCCUCCGGGCUUGCGGUGAAGCACACGGGCUUCCUCCUCUGGCUGUCCAGGAAACUGAUACUUGAGUUUUUUUUAGAAGGCAAGAAUGAGGCGCACUGAGAGAACGGCCGCCCGAAAACGCGCCAAAGUGUAAGGGGGGGGGGUACGUUUCAGCCGAGGAGGGGAGAAGAAGAGCGAGAAUGGAGAACCGAAAGCGGGUGGAAGACGCACGAAACCCAACGUCGUCCCGACAACAUGAGGAAGGAUCCACCCUGUCUCCGUUUACGUCCGGGUGUGAUGGAUAGAUAGCAGAAAGAGGAGAAGAAGACAAGAUGUCCUUCUUUAGCCUGGACUUUUCAAGGAAGAAAGAGAGAGAGGUUGAAAGGAAACUCCGUGCCAACGACAGGGAGUAUAACCUCUCUUUCAAGUAUGCGACCAACGCCAUCAAGACCUCCAAGUACAACCUCUUCACAUUCCUGCCUCUCAACCUCUUUGAGCAGUUUCAGAGGAUCGCAAAUGCCUACUUCCUGUUUCUGCUGGUGCUCCAGGUGAUCCCUCAGAUCUCCUCGCUGUCAUGGUUCACCACUGUAGUGCCCCUAGUCCUUGUGCUGUCAGUGACUGCAGCCAAGGAUGCCAUUGAUGACAUUAAUCGUCAUAGGAGUGACAAUCAAGUCAACAACCGCCGGGUCCAAGUGCUGAUUGAUGGAGAACUGCGGGGUGAGAGAUGGAUGGACGUGCAAGUGGGAGACAUCAUCAAACUGGAAAACAACCAGUUUGUCACGGCUGACCUUCUCUUGCUGUCCAGUAGUGAGCCGCUUAACCUGGUUUACAUUGAGACUGCAGAAUUGGAUGGUGAGACUAACCUGAAGGUGAGACAGGCCCUGACAGUUACAGGAGACCUGGGAGACAACAUCGACAGGCUGGCUGCCUUCAACGGUGAGGUGCACUGCGAGCCCCCUAACAACCGCCUUGACCGCUUCAUGGGUACGCUGACCUGCGCCGGUCAAAAAUACUCCCUGGACAAUGAAAAGAUCCUGCUCCGAGGCUGCACCCUGAGGAACACCGAGUGGUGCUUUGGACUCGUGCUGUUUGGAGGUCCACAAACCAAGUUGAUGCAGAACUGUGGAAAGACCACGUUCAAGAGGACCAGCAUAGACCGUCUGAUGAACGUCCUGGUCCUCUGUAUUUUUGGCUUUCUGGCCUGCAUGUGCACCAUCCUGGCCGUGGGGAAUGGGAUAUGGGAGGUGAACGAGGGCUCCCAGUUCACCGUCUUCCUACCCAGACAGGAAGGCGGGAAUGCUGCCUUCUGUGCCUUUCUUACCUUCUGGUCCUAUGUGAUCAUCCUCAACACUGUGGUGCCCAUCUCGCUCUACGUCAGUGUGGAGAUCAUUCGGCUGGGGAAUAGCUUCUACAUUGACUGGGACAGGAAGAUGUACCACGCGCACAGCGACACCCCCGCCGAGGCCCGCACCACCACGCUGAACGAGGAGCUUGGCCAGAUCAAGUACGUGUUCAGUGACAAGACAGGGACGCUCACCCAGAACAUCAUGACCUUCAACAAGUGCACCAUCAACGGCAAAUCUUACGGCGAUGUGUAUGACUACUCUGGCCAGAGACUAGAGAUUACUGAGGACACGGAGACGGUGGACUUCUCCUUUAACCCGCUGGCCGACCCGAAGUUCCUGUUCCAUGACCAUGCCCUGGUGGAAGCGGUGAAGCUGGAGAACCAAGAAGUCCAUGCCUUCUUCAGGCUGCUGGCCCUCUGUCAUACAGUGAUGGCUGAGGAGAAGAAUGAAGGUGAACUAAUCUACCAGGCCCAAUCUCCAGAUGAGGGGGCGUUGGUGACAGCAGCCCGUAAUUUUGGCUUCGUCUUUCGUUCCCGAACACCAGACAGCAUUACCAUCGUAGAGCUGGGUGAGCAGCAAACCUACAAACUCCUGGCCAUCUUGGAUUUUAACAACGUCCGCAAGAGGAUGUCUGUCAUAGUGCGGAGCCCAGGAGGGAAGCUGUCUCUCUACUGUAAAGGAGCCGACACCAUCAUCUAUGAGCGACUGCACCAGUCUUGCAGUAAGCUGAUGGACGUCACCACAGAACAUCUCAAUGAGUUUGCGGGGGAGGGCCUAAGGACACUGGCCCUGGCUUUCAAAGACCUUGAUGAGGAGUACUUUAGCCAGUGGAAACAACGCCACCAUGAGGCCAGCACCUCCCUGGACGAUCGGGAAAACAAACUGGACCAGCUGUAUGAGGAGAUAGAGAAGGACUUGCUGUUGCUAGGGGCUACAGCCAUCGAGGACAAAUUACAAGAUGGAGUGCCUCAGACCAUUGAGCAGCUCUCCAAAGCGGACAUUAAAAUCUGGGUGUUGACUGGUGACAAGCAAGAGACAGCAGAAAACAUUGGCUACUCGUGCAACAUGCUGCGGGAGGAGAUGAGAGAGGUGUUCGUCAUUUCAGGCACAUCCCCCACAGAUGUCAGACAGGAACUGAGGAAUGCCCUGACCACUAUGAAGCCAGAUACGGCAGAGGACACCCACUUCCUGCAAGAGAGAACUCUGGGUAAAGGGAUGAAAGCAAUCAGGGAUGAGGUAGUGAAUGGAGAGUAUGGCCUAGUUAUCAACGGACACAGUCUGGCAUAUGCCCUGGAAUGCAGCAUGGAGCUGGACUUCCUUCGGACAGCCUGCAUGUGUAAGGCGGUGAUCUGCUGCAGGGUCACUCCGCUCCAGAAGGCCCAGGUGGUCGAGCUGGUCAAGAAAUACAGACAGGCUGUCACUUUGGCUAUCGGCGAUGGAGCCAAUGAUGUCAGCAUGAUUAAAGCGGCCCACAUCGGUGUGGGGAUCUCUGGCCAGGAGGGUAUGCAGGCAGUGCUGUCCAGCGACUUCUCAUUUGCCCAGUUCCGCUUCCUGCAGCGCCUCCUACUGGUGCACGGCCGCUGGUCCUACCUGCGGAUGUGCAAGUUCCUGCGCUACUUUUUCUACAAGAACUUCACCUUCACCUUCGUCCACUUCUGGUACGCCUUCUUCUGCGGCUUUUCUGCCCAGACGGUGUAUGAUGAGUGGUUCAUCACACUGUACAAUUUGGUGUACACAGCAUUACCUGUACUGGGCAUGAGUCUGUUUGAUCAGGAUGUGAACGAAUUGUGGAGUUUCCAGCAUCCUGAGCUCUAUGUCCCUGGCCAGCUUAACCUCUACUUUAGCAAAACAGCCUUCUUCAAGUGUGCACUGCAUAGCUGCUACAGCUCCUUAGUGCUCUUCUUCAUCCCCUACGCUGCCAUGUAUGACACAGUGAGGGAUGAUGGGAAAGACAUUGCAGAUUACCAGUCUUUUGCCCUCCUGACACAGACUUGCUUGCUCAUCGCCGUCUGUAUCCAGAUGGGUCUGGAAAUGGCCUAUUGGACAGCAGUCAACACCUUCUUUGUGUUGGGCAGCCUGGCCAUGUACUUUGCUGUCACCUUCACCAUGUACAGUAAUGGGAUAUUCCUCAUGCUGCCCUCAUCCUUCCCCUUCAUAGGCACAGCCAGGAACACUCUGAACCAGCCUAACGUGUGGCUGACUAUCCUCCUUACCUCUAUCCUGUGUAUACUUCCUGUGAUUGCCUAUCGCUUCCUGUGGAUCCAGCUACGCCCCACCAUUAAUGAUAAGGUGAUGUUCAAGGUGAGGCAGGCUAAAGCCACUCCUCCUCCUCCACCCAGACGCACCCGCAUGCGCCGCACCAGCUCCCGGCGCUCUGGCUACGCCUUCUCACACGCACAGGGUUAUGGGGACCUGGUGACGUCGCGGCGGUUUCUGCGACGACCUGCCAUAUCGCGAUCAUCCGGGCUCACCCCGAAAGGGCGCACCACCACAGGCUUCAGCCCCAUGGGGCGCUCAGCUGGCUACAGUCCCACAGGGCGUCCCCAGAACACUAAGGUCCCAGAGGUGGAGGUGACCUCGCUGCAGAUGUACCGGACUGUCCGAGAUCCCGUCUUCUAAAGGGAUGGCAGAAAGAGAGAGAGAAAAAAAAAACACACACACACCCGAGGGGUUUGCCAGAAGGACCUGCCAACUGGGGAAUCACGUCACAGGCGAUCGUUGCUUUUCCAGAUCACUUAGUCCUUAACUUUCCGUAACGCCCAGUGUUACAGACUGUGUCUAUAACAUAGCAUGUGACUUUUUUGGUGGGUACAUGGAACAUGUUUUCAGUAAACAACUGCACAGUGGGGCAGCCACUCUUGAGUCCUUUGUUAAAAUGGCAUUCACAGACUUAGUUUGGAUUCUUUGCUAGAAACAUUACGAGGGAGCGAACACAAAUGAAAAUCUUUCAUUUGGAGGCAAUAGUUUAAAUAAGUGGACACAACCUGGAUUAACCCCACCCGGCAGAGGUGCAUGCCUAAGGCAAGUCUCAUGCCCUGAUGGACGGAGGACGAGUUAUUAUGUUUACAGACUACCGUGUGUGUCUAACCGGCCUGAACUCGAGGAGUACUGACCAAUUGCAGGACUUUGCACAGAAAAUAUCACCAGCGAGGUUUCACAAAUUGUGUUUUAAGGUUUCAUGUGAGCAUUUCAUCCUCUGAUCUUUAGUUUGGGGGCCUUGCGUAUAAUUUCUAGAAUAUGUACUUAGCCAAGGGGUUAUACAUUUGGUGUUUUAAUUUUGAGGCAUUCCACUCCACAUUUCCUAUGGAUGACUAUUAAUUUUCAACCUCUUUAAAACUUCAGUUUAUACCUCAUACAGAUUUGAUAUUACAUUGUUAUCCUAGAGGUUUGGGCAACAAAUUACCUUUAAGUCACUUAUAACUCGUCUGGCUUGUUCUGGGAUUUAUAUUCCAAAGUGAUUUAAACAAUAAUGUUAUUUUGUCGGGCGAGUACACUGCAUUUAAACCAAGGCCACUAGAUGACACACUAAUCUUGUGACUCAAUUGAAAAUACUGUACCAUCCAUUAUCCGAACCACUUAUCCUGCUCUCAGGGUCACAGGGAUGCCGGCGCCCAGCAGACACCCUGAACGGGCUGAUACACACAUUCAUACCUAGGGACAAUUUAGUAAUGCCGAUUCACCUGACCUACAUACCACCAUAUAUACACAGAAGCGACUUAUAUGUAUGUUUUUUUUGCGGGGUGUGACUUGUAGUCUGGAAAAGACUAGUAUCUAUCUAGCACAACAAAGCUUUAAGACUUAGCAUUCAGCAGAUGGAACAUAGUAUUUUUUACAACAUUAGAAAACUAAUAGACUUAGUUCUCCGGUUUACUGGCUUGAAUCCCACGACACUAUCAAGAAUCCUUCUCUGUACAUGGAAUUCUUAGGAAAUACAGCAUAUAGCUAUACUCUGCAACCAAAGUAAGAAACCAGAGGUUGCCUUAAUAUCUACAGAAAGGCAACACAAACAUAAUAUUAUGACAAAGGUUUUAUGCAAAUCAGUCAAGGACGGAGAUGACCAUUAUGAAAUUGUUUUGGAUGAUAUUUUUCAGUCAGCUUGGCAGGUUUCCUGCAAUAUGACCACUGAACAACAUUGUAAAGAAAUGACCAUACAUCUGUAAUGUAUGGAGGUUGUUAAGAAUAUUGCUUUUCAGUGGUUCAUGGUAUACGUGAAUGUGUUUCUUUCAUCACCAGAAACAGUAGAAACCAAUGGGCACUUGGGUCCUUGUAACACUUAUCAGGUCGGACAACAAUAUCACAAUUUUGAAAAAAAUUGGUCUAAAAUCCCAAUUCUGCAUUUAUUUGAGGAGCAAGUAAUUUAAAAUGUUCCAUCCAUCCAUUAUCUGAACCGCUUAUCCUGCUUUCAGGGUUGCGGGGAUGCUGGAGCCUAUCCCAGCAAUCACUGGGCGGCAGGCAGGGAGAAACCCUGGACAGGCCGCCAGGCCAUCACAUUCAUACCUAGGGGCAGUUUAGUACGGCCGAUUCACCUGACCCACUUGUCUUUGGACUGUGGGAGGAAGCCCACGCAGAGAACAUGUAAACUCUACACAGAGGACCCCCAAGGUUGGACUACCCCGAGACUCGAACCCAGAACCUUCUUGCUGUGAGGCGACCAUGCUAACCACUGUGCCACCCUUUUAAAAUUUUAAACAUUGGAAAUACUAUUGAACUAGUAAGCAUUACAUGGACAGUUUUCCAAUUUAUCUGAAUGAUUUACUUUAUUUCCCCAAUGACCGCUGUCAGUCCACUGAUUUUCCAGGCUGUUGAAUUAUUUUGUCCUCUACUCUCAACUUCUUCCCACUAGUUUUUAAAAAAAAAUUUUUUACCAUCUGUCAACCCUUGUAAAAGUAAUCUCUAUUCGUGUGAGAAGCCCCCUACGUAGAUUACUACUACUACUUUCAGCUGGUCCCGUUAGGGGUCGCCAUAGCGGAUCAUCCGUUUCCAUCUCUUCCUGUCCUCUGCAUCUUCCUCUGUCACACCAGCCCCAUGCAUUGUCCCCCCUCACCACAUCCAUAAACCUCCUCUUUGGCCUUCCUCUUCCCUGGCAGCUCCAUAUUCAGCAUCCUUCCCCCAAUAUACCCAGCCUCUCUCCUCCGCACAUGUCCAAACCGUCUCAAUCUUGCCUCUCUUGCAUUGUCUCGUUACGGACUAGUCGGGUUAAGGGUUAAACAUGCAAUACUAGUCUUAACCUGGAGUGUGUACAAAAGAUGAAAAACAAGGGAAGAAACAGAAAGAAAGACUAGAGAAAUAGCCGGGAGGUGGGCGAACUUACCGAGGUAGCAGGUCUCUCCGACAAAGCCUCGGCCAUACGGGUCUCAGCUCCUGUAAGCGGCGGGCUCCGUCUUGGUAGGUUUGUUCAGUUUAGGUUGAUGGUGUUGAGCUGGAAAGGUGUGAACUUGUAGUGUCCUGGACAGCAUGUUGAAAAUGGCGUAUCCAUGCAAGCUGCCGGCAUUAACCAACUCCAGGGGCUGCGCACCGGCACCUCACAGCGAUGUCCUCUUAUAAACAGUGCUUAACCACACCUCCAAUCAUUUCUCAAUGAAAACUAGUCCAAGUAUGUAAGAAAAGGAAGAAAGGAAAAAGGCAAAGAUAACCCCAUCACAUCACUUCUAAUAUUCCUCCCCCUUACAACAAAAUAAAAUCUAGUUUCAACCUAUUUGUUUCAUCCUUUUUAUAUUAACAAUUUUCUUGUUCCUUAAAACAACAACAAGACUAUGCACAAUUAUAAUCCAAUCCGGUUUUUUUGACUCCAUUGAUUCACAUGCAUUACUGUCAACAAUGCACUCCCAAACCAUAUGCUCACCCCUUGACAGGGUGUCCACAAUAACAUUUUCUCUGCCUGGCAAAUGCACUCCCUUCAGGUUAUACGGUUGUAAAAUUAAACUCCAGCGGAACACUCUGACUGGAUGUUUUGAACUUUAAAAGGAACGUAAAUGGGUUGUGAUCAGUGAGGACUACCAGAUCAGCUCCAGCACUAGAGACGUACACCUCAAAGUGUUGGGACUGCUAGGACAAGAGCCAGGGCCUCCGUCUCAAUGGUGGAAUAUUGCUUCUGAUGGUGAUUCAGUUUCUUAAGAGAAAUAUGCAACAGGCCCGUCUAUUCCUGACACAUCAGUCUGUAGCAGCAUCACCCCCACUCCAACAUCACAAGCAUCCACUGCAAGCUUGAAUAGGACAGACACGUCCAGAGCAACCAGCACCGGUACACUAGCUAGAACAGCUUUAACCAUUUCUGGAGCAGUCUGACAAUCCGCUGACCAGCUAAACUUAAUGCCCUUCUUCAACAGGUUUGUGAGUGGUGUUGUCACAGCUGCAAAGUUGGGAACAAACUGCCUAUAAAAGCCACACAUGCCCAAAAGGCAAAUUAGCUGGCGUUUUGUUUUCAGAACAGGCAGGUCUAAAAUGGCUUGUACCUUGGUCUCACUGAACCUUGGCCCACCUGAUGCCCCAAAUAGGUGACUUGCCCCUUUCCAAUCUCAUAUUUGGCCAAGUUGAUCACAACCCCGCUUGUUUACGAUGUUAAAACAGCUGUAGUGUUCCAUGUGAUCAGACCACGAAGUGCUAUAGCAAACCAGAUUAUCUAGAUAUGUGACAGUGUUCUGCAAUCUGGAGGUUACCAAAUUAACUUCUGAAAGGUUGCUGGGGCGUUUUUCAUGCCAAACAGGAGAACCUGACAGCGAUACACUCUCCUGCAUCACAAAUGCAUACAUGUCUUUUGCCCUUUCUGUCAAUGGGACUUGCCAGUAGCCCUUUAACAAGUCAAAUUUCGACAUAUACUGUGUAUUGCUGAUCUUAUCAAUACAGUCCUCCAGCCUGGGUAUGGGAUAUGCAUGUUUUAGUGACAUCAUUUACCUUUUGGUAAUCAAUGCAGGGACACAGUUAAAUCGGGCUUGGAACAGGGACUAAAGGGAGAACUCCAUUCACCUGAGCCUUUUUUGAUCACACCAAUUCCAUGUAGAGCAACUCUGGUUUCACCUGAGCCCAUUUUUGUGGGUUAAUCCGGUACAGAUGUUGUUUGAUGGGGGUUGCCUCACCAGUGUCUAAAUCAUGGGUUAUUAAAUUUGUUAAGCCAGGGUAUGACUAUACUGAUCCAUUAGAUGUAAUACAUCCUCUUUCUGCUCCGUGGUAAGACGACUCAGUGACUCUGAGAUUGGCCAGGGCACUGGAAUUCUUAAGCCUAACUGUAACUGGUUCAACUGACCCAACCCCAUCAUCCUCACUCUCCUCUUCUUCCACAGUAACCCGAGAUGUGAUACACACAGCGGAUGGAGUGUCGCAAGUAUAAUAAGGUUUCAAGAGAUUGAUGUGACAUAGUCGUGAUUUCUGUCUCCGGUCAGGUGUCUCAACAACAUAAUUGCGAUCACCCACCUUCUUAAUAACCUUAUAUGGACCAUAGAAUUUCACUCCCAGUUUACCUCCACCCAUGGGCAAAAACACCA
Lampris incognitus (smalleye Pacific opah) is the source of this 8870-nucleotide messenger RNA. It is a transcript of the gene atp8b5a, whose product is annotated as ATPase phospholipid transporting 8B5a. Gene Ontology annotation, cellular component: plasma membrane. The coding region runs from base 379 to 4011 and encodes 1210 amino acids. Gene Ontology annotation, molecular function: ATP binding; ATPase-coupled intramembrane lipid carrier activity; ATP hydrolysis activity. Lineage: Eukaryota; Metazoa; Chordata; Actinopteri; Lampriformes; Lampridae. Gene Ontology annotation, biological process: phospholipid translocation; Golgi organization. The transcript is spliced from 28 exons. The record is from RefSeq and is a predicted model, not a curated record.